This is a messenger RNA of Talpa occidentalis (Iberian mole), 675 nucleotides long. RefSeq names its product lipocalin 9 (gene LCN9). Gene Ontology annotation, molecular function: small molecule binding. NCBI's taxonomy places the organism in Eukaryota, Metazoa, Chordata, Mammalia, Eulipotyphla, Talpidae. The coding region runs from base 1 to 675 and encodes 224 amino acids. The record is from RefSeq and is a predicted model, not a curated record. The transcript is spliced from 6 exons.
AUGGCGCUGCUGCUGCUGCUGCGGAUGCUGCUGCUGGGUGCGGGGCUGGGCCCGGCCUCCGCCCAGGAGUUCCGGCUCCGGGACGUCGUGCGCGGGAACUACGACAUGGCCAAGGUGUCGGGGACCUGGUACACGAUCUCCAUGGCCUCGGACGACAUGAAGAGGAUCGGCAGAGACGGGGACCUGCGGGUCUACAUCCGGGACAUCCACAACCUGGACAAUGGGGGCCUGAAGUUCCGGUUCUUCUUCUCGGUGCAGGGGGGCUGCGAGCCAGUGGACAUCGUCUGCGAGAAGACGGACAAGGUCGGGGUGUACACGCUGGCCUAUGGUGGGGAUAACAGGGUGCUGGUGGCAGAGACGGACUACCACCUGUACGUCACCUUCCACCUGCACAACGUCAGGAACGGCUCGGCCACACAAGUGCUGGCCCUCUACGGUUUGCGGCCGUGUGCCGCAGGCACGGGCUGGGGCCCCGGAACAUUGUCACCCUCACCCGCGACGACGCGUGUGCCAGGAAGUAGAUGCCCGCCAGGCCGCAGGUUCGUGAGGCCCUUGCUGGGGGGGGGCACGGGGGGCAUCAGGGACCUGCCCCCCAAGGCGGCCUGGCCUCGCCGCACUGCAGGCCUCACCUGCCACAGUGGGGGCCACGGGAGGGGGCCUGAGUUAGCGCCCUGA